This is a messenger RNA of Patiria miniata (bat star), 3251 nucleotides long. Its product is annotated as acetylcholinesterase-like. Lineage: Eukaryota; Metazoa; Echinodermata; Asteroidea; Valvatida; Asterinidae. Gene Ontology annotation, cellular component: synapse; cell surface. The transcript is spliced from 2 exons. Bases 564 to 3101 code for a protein of 845 amino acids. Gene Ontology annotation, molecular function: neurexin family protein binding; signaling receptor activity. The record is from RefSeq and is a predicted model, not a curated record. Gene Ontology annotation, biological process: neuron cell-cell adhesion; synaptic vesicle endocytosis; modulation of chemical synaptic transmission.
AGUACAAAAGUUGCAUGGAAUUUAUCAAAAGAUAUCUCAAAAGUUAGCUUGAAUUACAUGUACAUUGUACAUGAAAAGUCAGUUGUCAGAAGUUAUAGAAAUGUAAUUUUCAGAUGAAGAUGUGGGCAUAGGGCCUUUAAUUUUGAAAUGAAAGUGCUGUAAAUUUACUUAAUUUGGCAAUAACACAACGUUGCAGUGUGUCGUGUACUUUGGGGAAUGCAGACAGAACACAUAAAACUCAUGCAGUCAUUCAAUUCAUAAAUGACGAUUGUUGGUUUCGUUCGCGUUCCAUUCACCCGGGAUAACCGAAGCCGUAUGUGUAUUAGUGACGCGUCAAACCUCGCCCAUGCCAGCACUGCUACUGAACUUCGGGAGAAUUAGCAUAACAAAAGACGUCCAUGGCCCUAAGGAGACCUUUGCCGAGAAUUGGAAAAAAAAGUUUCCUUUCAAUUACUGUUCGAGGGGCGUGAAGUGCAAGUAACAACAGUGCAAUUGCCUACUGUGCAGGAAGUAGUGCGGAGAGUUGUGCAGGAAGUAGACGCCGUUUUAUUUUUAUAAAGAAAAUGGCGAUCUUGAUUUCCCUUCUCGUUUUGAUUUCACCUGUUGCCAGUGCGGUUUACGGUGACAGUGUUGUCAGAACGACAGCGGGAAAAGUACUCGGAAUGGAGCUAGAAGCGAACGGGACUGCGCACCGUGUCUUCGCCGGGAUACCCUACGCCGAACCGCCCGUACGUUUCAGCGCGCCGGUUGCCAAAACCCCGUGGGGUGAAAAUGGGGCAUUCAACGCGACGGCGUUCGGUCCGGCCUGCCCACAAGAUGUGGCACGCCUUACUGCCUUCGCACCGGACUGGGUUCGAAUCCCUGACCCGGCGAUGGAGAUCAGCGAAGAUUGCUUGACUCUGAAUGUCUACACGCCGGUUAUUGGCAACGACACCAGCAACCCCUUGGCGGUGAUGGUGUGGUUUCACGGAGGGAGUUACCGAAACGGCUUGGGAAGUGUUUAUGACGCGUCUCAGCUCGCCUUGAAGGGAGACGUAGUGGUUGUCACCAUGAACUAUCGGCUUGGACCAUUCGGGUUCCUGUACACGGGGGACGAGAACGCACCAGGGAACGUCGGCUUGAUGGACCAGCAGCUAGCUCUACGAUGGGUGCAGGAUAACAUCCAUGCCUUCGGGGGUGAUCCAUCCCGCGUAACCCUCUUCGGCCAGUCUGAUGUCCACGGUUCACCCACCGUCCACAUGUUCGCCAAGGCUAGCCGGUCUCUCUUCCACCGAAUGGCAGCGCACAGUGGUGUCAUGCAAAGCGAAGACCUACUGGAAUCCUCGCGAGCGAUCGAGGAUGCCAAACUCUUCGCCCAGUUCGCAAACUGUCCCAGCAAAUCCAGCGGUCCCCUUGUGGAAUGUCUCCGGGGCAAGACCGUCAAAGAAAUCGUGGACUCCUACGAACCCUUCUUCUCGCAGCGGAAAAAGACUUCCUUCGCGUGGCGCCCCGUUUUCACUCGCGACUUCUUCGCAUUGACUGGAGACUCCUUGUCGUACGACCUCCUCUCUGUCUUCAACUCCGGUGACGGUUCUGUUGCUUUAGAGCUCAUCAAAGAUUUGUAUCCAGGUAUCUUACUUAGCAAUGGUGCAACAGAGGAGCAGUUGAAACAAUGGCUAGAUGUGAACAUCGACAAACCAGACGUGAUCGACAUAGCUGUCGAACGCCAGUACAUUGAGAUCGACACUAUGAACGACAGCGUUGCCCGGAUGAAGGGUCUUUUCAACAUCCAGCUGGACCGGACCUUGUACCAAUACGGCGUCCAAGCACUCCGCGACCUGCGCUCUAUGUUAUCAUCGAGCCGCCUCAUGAUCUUCGAUUACCGUACGUCGACGGAGACCCGCUUCCCCGACCCGUACGGCCUGGUGCCGCACGGUGAGGAGUUGCCGUACGUCUUCGGAUUGCCGCACGAUGAGUCGUGGGGCCUUGGCGCGCAAUUCACGGACGAAGAGCGGAUGUUAAGCCUCUGCAUGAUACGAUACUGGUCCAACUUUGCCAAAACCGGAGAUCCAAACAAUAACGAAGGGGAAGAUGCUUCAUCUGCCAGCAACAACACCUGGCCCGAGUACGGAGAGAACGAGAAGUACUUACUCACCAAGCUCUCAACGGAGACGGUCGGUGAGAGGUACCGCAGCGAAGGCGUCUCCUUCUGGAGGGAGUACCUGAAGGAGCUGGAGGCCGCUGUUGAGGAAGCCUGCCCCGCACAGCCGAGGCCGACUCAGGAGAGAUGCGAGAAACAAGUGAUUGGCGAGGGCCUGGGGUUGGCUCUCACACCGCAGCAGACCGACACGCUGAUCGAAUCGUUCAUGUUCAUCGUCGUGGCUUUGCUUUGUCUGUGUGUCAUCCUGGUCGGGGUGGCUUGUGGGUACAAAUACAGACGUAGAGCUGUGUCGAGCCUCCACUAUCAGAGCAUGGCCUCAGAGGAAGGGGUUGUUAACGAAGCCACGGGCAUGGGGCUGUUAAACCGUGGCUUUCGACGGGAUGAGGAAUCUCCUGGGACCAGCGGAUCCAGCAGCCCAGACCCUGUUGGCGAGCAAGCUGCCCCACUGCCGAAGAAACACCUAGAAGAUGACAUUCCGGAAAACCGAGAUACAAGAAGGAGCCAUGUGACUUUCUCGCAGGUCUACAACGAAGAGGAAGAUGUGCAGCAGAUGUUCCCUCCUCCACCAGAUGAUCUGGAUGAUGGUGAUGAUCCCCCGGUUGACAGCAUUGAUCAGGAAGAGGGCCUUCCCCCUCCUCCUGAGGAGGACGGGGAUGAUGAUGUCCCUCCUCCUCCAGAUGAGCUUGAAGAGCUCAAUCUCUCUGAUGAGUUCCGCAUGCCGGAGGAAGUCGCCUCCUCCUCACCGGCUACCACCGGCAAUGAGGACGAUGACGGCAGCCUGGCAUCGGACCCUGAUUCAAACGAACCCCCUGCGGACGAAGGGGGUAGUCGGGUAUCCGACCCAGCAGAUACGCCUGUGAAUCUGGAGCCAGCCCAUGACCCACUGGACGACUUCCACUCCCUCAACCGCAGGCAGUCCGACAACUUCUACGAUAGGCUUAUGAACGCUAUUCCGCAGUAGCCAUGUUGGUAAGAUAAUGACAGUCACUUCGCAUCGUUGGUCGCUAAAUCGAGGGUUAUCUUUCUUUUCUUUUUUUGAUUUUUGGCAGAAUCACCAUAAUUGGAAUCAAAUCGAGGCUACAAUUGCCAAACAAAAAUCUGCGCUCCGUUU